GCUGAUGCUGCGAGGAGCAAUUUAUUGUGACUUCCAUCAGGUUGAAAUGAAACGCGGCCAAGCAGAAGGGACAAGGACGCUGAAAUAACUCAAAGGAGGACGAUAAAGCUCAUCUGAGAUGCUCGACCUUUUUCUCCUCCAGCAAGGAAUUUGCGUCCGGUGUUUGUGUUUCAAUGCACUUGUCUCGCUCUAUUCGUAUAACGAACAAAAUUGUUUGGCACUGAACUAAGUCGAAACAGAUGCAACGGUUUUAUGAACUGCGCAUACACAGAUUCAUUCACAGGAUUACCGGUGUCAGUGUAUGAAACUGUGCAGCAGUGACAUCCUCAUCUGAGAAGCACGGGGGAGACAGCUGCUCCCACAGACUUCAGGACUUCAUAAACUGUCCACAUAAGAUCAUAUGAGUGCAGCUUUCAGUACACCGUUCAUGAUGAUGCAGCGUCCGGUGGGAAGCACCACCGCAUUCAGCAUUGACUCGCUCAUCGGAGGUCCACCGCAGCCCAGUCCGGGACAUUUCGUGUACACGGGCUAUCCCAUGUUUAUGCCCUAUCGGUCAGUGGUGCUACCUCCGCCUCCUCCGCCACCUCCUCCCACACUUCCUCAGAGCGCUCUCCCCGCGACCCAUCCGCACCACCCGAUCCCGGGGUUACCUAGUGGGUUCUGCUCCAGCCUGGCGCAGGGCAUGGCGCUCACAUCCACGCUAAUGGCCACGUUACCCGGCGGCUUCUCCACCUCGCCGUCUCAGCAGCACCAGGACGCGGCGAGGAAGCUCGGCUCUCAGUCAAUUCACGCCAUGUUCGAUAAAUCUCAGGAUAUUCGUUUGGAUGGAGAGGAUGGGAAAACAUUCCCAACUAAAGAUUCAGCGACUCUUCCGUCAUUUCACGACACGCAGUCGAUGCACACCUCUACAGUGCGAGGUCACAACAAAGACGACACGAAGGAGGAUGAGUGUCACAGGAAAGACGAGAGCUUCUCCAUGGACAGUGAUUUAGAUUACAGUUCCGAUGAUAACGGGCCCAGUAACGCCAUGUGUCAGAAGGAAGAUGGAGACGGCAACGGUGGACUGGACGAUGGCGUCCACGGCGGGAAUGGGGCCGGGAACACCACGUCCACCGGGAAAAAUCGGAGAAGGAGGACCGCUUUUACGAGCGAGCAGCUUUUAGAACUGGAGAAGGAGUUUCACUGUAAGAAAUAUCUGUCCCUCACAGAACGCUCACAGAUCGCACAUGCCUUAAAGCUCAGCGAGGUGCAGGUCAAGAUCUGGUUUCAGAACCGGAGAGCCAAGUGGAAACGGGUCAAAGCGGGCAACGUGAACUCCAAAACCGGAGAGCCCUCCAGAAACCCGAAAAUCGUGGUGCCCAUUCCGGUGCAUGUUAGUCGGUUUGCGAUACGCAGCCAACACCAACAGUUAGAACAGGCCAGACCUUGAUACACUGGGUUUAGAUACUAGAGGACUAAAUCAGCGAAUACUAAAUAUGACCAAACUGUUCUUGAGGCUGAUGUUUCUGAGGAACCCAGGACACGCAAGCUAUCCAGCUGAUAGUUUGUGCUAUAUAUAGUUUUUCGUUUUAACGACAGCGUUGUUCAAACGAGGAAAAAAGAAGCAACAGACUCAGCCCGAACGAAAGGUUCAAACUAAGACCUCAUACUGGGAGAAACUGCAGUUUGAUUUCCAACUUUGGACCAAACCACGAACAAAUUUUAGUUCAGGAAACUCCACUAUGUAUUUAAAAGAAAAAGAUCAGUUUUAUGUUUAGUUCUGUGUGACUGUCUAGUUCUUGUGUUUUUGGCAGAGAUGAAUAUUAUCCUAAAAGGAGCACUUCUGGUCUCUGCUGAAGAACACCUAAUUCAAUUAAUAUUCAAAUUAACACCAUUCCCUUGAAUUUAUGAAACGACCUGUUAAAUAUGUGCUCUUUAUUUUUUAUGGUAAAUUGCCUAUAUUUUAAUUUUCUGUUUGUUUUCUUGCAUUUUCCUUUUUUCUGUAACCUUUUCAGACGUCACGGGCACGCUGCUAAUUUAUUUAAUAUUGUGAGAAAAAAAGACUUGCUAACGUUUCAUGAGUUUACUGACUUCAGAAUAUUGUGUGGAUUAAA
Labeo rohita (rohu) is the source of this 2093-nucleotide messenger RNA. RefSeq names its product gastrulation brain homeobox 2 (gene gbx2). Gene Ontology annotation, biological process: regulation of nervous system development; regulation of transcription by RNA polymerase II. Bases 401 to 1429 code for a protein of 342 amino acids. NCBI's taxonomy places the organism in Eukaryota, Metazoa, Chordata, Actinopteri, Cypriniformes, Cyprinidae. The record is from RefSeq and is a predicted model, not a curated record. The transcript is spliced from 2 exons. Gene Ontology annotation, molecular function: DNA-binding transcription factor activity, RNA polymerase II-specific; RNA polymerase II transcription regulatory region sequence-specific DNA binding. Gene Ontology annotation, cellular component: nucleus.